Cladophialophora immunda is the source of this 933-nucleotide messenger RNA. RefSeq lists its product as uncharacterized. The coding region runs from base 1 to 933 and encodes 310 amino acids. The transcript has a single exon. The record is from RefSeq and is a predicted model, not a curated record. NCBI's taxonomy places the organism in Eukaryota, Fungi, Ascomycota, Eurotiomycetes, Chaetothyriales, Herpotrichiellaceae.
AUGGCAGAUCCGAAGAAUGACACUAUAAUGUUCGAAUAUGGUGAGGGAUCCCCAGGUAAGCAGCACCACCAUGACCUGACCGGAUCCUUGCUGACCACAACCAACAGUCCCGGUGACUAUCCAAUUUACUCGGCACCAAGGCCGGACUUCCUCAGCGUCUUCAAUCGGGUCGCCCCUUUCGUAGAUGGCUUGCGCGAAUCCGGUAUUCUUGACAGAUACGAUUACGCUCGACUCCGCAUGACUUGCAAGACCACCGCCCAGGAGUUGAAGCCAUACCCCUAUGACCGUACCGAGGCAGAUACUAAAGAUCCCUAUUUCGCAGGUGUGCAGGCCAUCCCAUGCGACGAUUGCGGUAUCCCUUCUGACAGGUUGGUCGUCAAACCCUGCCAUGGCUUAGGGACCUGGAAGAGCGAAGGCGGCUUCUCUGGCUGUGGCAAGCUCGUUUGUACCUAUUGUGUCAUGUUCGCGCAGGGCAGCCGGUGGGCCGAGGGAGCCUAUGAACUCCAUUACUGCCGGCCUUGCGGCUGGCGUUUCCAUCGAGACCACCCAGGAGCCCGAACUGGGGAGCCAUGCCGAUGUGACUUCAAGCACGGCGGCGACGUCGUUGACCAACCCGAUUCCCAAUGGCAGUGCGAGAGUUGCAGGAGAACGCUGCAUGAAACGCUCUCCACCGCUGCCCGCGACAAUUUGAUGGCCCUGGAAGCGGAACGACUGGUCUUCGUUCGCGACCAUAGCCAACACCCGUUCGCUGGAGGCUCAAGAAGAUGGAUUAACGACGCGCGCAGAAACAGGAAUUUCUGCCCAGGCUGCGGUGUCGACUAUCUCGGUUUGAUUCGCACCUGGGAGGACAGUGACUGGGACGGAAUUCGGUACCCUCACGACAUGGUUCGGCAGUGCAUGGCAUGCUUGGAACCGAAGUGGAAUGGAGAUUGA